CAACAGUUAACUGACGUUUCGUGGCUAAAAGAAUUAACACUUUAAAAAGGAGCUGCUAUUUUGCUGACUAAAGUUUAUCAAAGUACUUUCUGAAAGAACUGGUCGAGGUAAGAAAUACUUGUAGAGGGUUCCAAGACAAUAAACGUUUAUGUUUGUUUCUAUUUUUGUUAAUAGAGAGAUCCACUAUGAAAGCGUAUUUUCGAUACUUGUGGAUUAAGUGCUUUUCAAUUUGGCAAGAUUUUGUUCAAGCGCAUUAGAUUGCUUUUUUGAUGCUUGAGUUAAUCGGUUCAUUAUGAUCGUGAGGGAGAGGGAGUUUAGCGACGCUCGGUCGAUCUAUGAGUUAACUUAAUGAAAUUUCAUUUAUCCAUCAUUUCAUCCUCACCUUUCCCGGUUAUAUUACGAACCAACUUUAUGACCAGCUGCCAGUUGGUUUGCUAACUUAGUUAAUAAUUGAUUAGAGCGCUUUACCGGUAUCACAGAUGUCAAGAAUCACUGACUGCUGUACUCCUGUAUCUCUGCCCUCUUGUUCCCUCCUCGGCUAGCACCUGCUAUUUGCGGGGGGAAACUGACUUCAUGUAUUUCAGUUGUUAAUAAAUUGUGUGAGUGUGAGUAUGAUUCCCAGCAGGACUGAAUUUUUUCAGAUUUUCUUUUCCCAACUGCAUAAGGUUGCGUCCUUAAGUAGCUGCGAUAAUCUUUACUGUUCGACUGUUAGAUUGUUUCAAUGACCGUCGAUUUUUGUCACGUAGAUUAGAUUUUUACUCUUUUAAGUCAUUACGAGUUUUAGUGUAGUGAAACAGAGUUCACUGUUGCUUACCAUUAGAAAAUACGUCUGCAUGGUGGCAAAGUUUUUAACCAGCUUCGUCACUCCUAACAGAAAGCAGUCACUGAGUCGUAAGUUAGUUGCUACGUAGCCUUACGGGGCGGCCAGGGGAAAAAAGCAUACGCUAGAAAUAUGGGUACUUUUGCAUGAGCAUUAUACGUUGAGGGCACACGGUAUACCUAAGUGGAACAAUAGGGACAUUUAUACGAGGAAAUAAGACGCAAACUGUCCUGUAUAAACGGCAUAUUUCGUCUCUAAUAAGACACGACUUAGCUAAGACGCGUCUUAUCUUAACAUAGUCCUUUACACUGUUCUUAGAUAAGACGCGUCUUAGCUAAGUCGCGUCUUAUUUGAGACGAAAUGUGCCGUUUAUGCAGGACAGUUUGCGUCUUAUUUCCUUGUAUAAAUGUCCGUAAUCUGUGUCUAGUAGAGUAUUAGCAGUAAGUUGUAAUGAACUGUUAUGGCUUUUUUAUUCCAUUUUAUUAUUCGCUGAUCAGGGCUGGCAGAUGUUAACAUUUGGCUGUCAGUAAAAUAAAUUUAAAGGGGAACCCUGUGCAUAUUUCUUGGUAUUUCAGGGAAGCAGCGGAUGAGAAUAAAAGUUUGAGAAACGGCUGGUUAAGUAUGCAAAUUUGAUGCGAGUUGGAUUCAAUCUACGGUCAAUAGUGAUAAACAGCGAAAAUCUGCAUAUUUUCCAACCCUUCUAUCUUCGACACAUUUCCACCACUGCAAGUGUUGAGCAACAGAUUACAAACCUACGAUGUCCUGUGAAAUGACUAACAGACGACAUUGGUCGUCCUGGGGUGCCAAUUUCUCUGAGAGCCUUUGUGUUCAGAAGGUUCAUGAAGGCAUUCAUUAAGAAAAUCCGGUCUAAUGAGUCACCCCCCACUAACUAUCAAAUCGGCAUAUGGAAAUCAGCAUUGAGUCAGUUCUGGAACUGUUUUAAAAUUUUUGUUUUUCAAGUUCAUUCAGAAAUAAUGACAGGUUACGCUGUUAAUGUUAAAAUUCCAGAAACAAAUUUCAAUUACACUAAUUAAAAAUAAAAGCAGUUCGAGAUAACAUACUGAAGUGGAUAACUGCUGCGUUUUUGUGAACCUUAAAAAUAAGAGCACUUUAUAUUAAUUAGGACAAGCUUUUGUCCGAAAGCAUAGUGGAUGACUUCAUAGUGGAUGACUUCUAGUUCAUUACAAUACACUCUUUGAUUUGAAAGGAAAAGUGUUUUUGAUAACUUGAACUCCACUAAAGAAAUACCAGUCACAUCAACCAAGUAAAACAUAGAAAGGCGACCAUGUAUGGAUUACACAGCUUGACAGAACAUUCUACACUUAAUGUCGAGUUCUCAAGGGAAUCUGUUAGUUUGGUGUGGAAGGACAGGGGGGUGGGAGCCUGGGAAAAUGGGCCGGGGCGGGAAGGGUGGGAAUCCGGGUGAGAGUUCUAAACGCGUGGAAAGUGGGAGGAAUAACGGGAAAUUACUUUUAGAUGCUCAUUACAGUUUGCAAUUAAAAAAGGGCUAAAGAGAAAAAGACACGAAAAGAGGAGCGGGAGCUGGGAAUUCAAGGUACGGGGGCCGGGAGGUCUGUAGCCCCUGUUUCCACAGCCUUGUUUUCCAGAGAGAACCUAUGCUUCCCCUACGCGAAAGUCGGAUUAGCGGAAAACAAAAAUAACCGUUUCCUCGGGGACCAGACCUUUCAUUUUUUGUUGCAUUUUCUUGUGUUUUCGAGAUCAUUUCUCUUUACCAGUAGAUGUAUUUCUUUAUGUGAUAACUUCGAAAAUCUUCGCUGUUAAGCCUCAGGGUCCAUUUUGCAUUGUUGUGUUAAUUCACGAAAGUGAAAACUGGCAGCGUUCUCACCGUCUUAUGUCACGCCACUUUCCAUCAUGCCUUGAUCACGUGCUCUUUAAAAAUAUGGAAAACCCACUAAUUGCGGGGAGGAUUCAAUUAGAACGGUUUAUCUCAAGGGAGGUUUUUGAAAAAAUAGGUAGCACCUUUCAAGGUAUUACUUGUUUUCUAAAUUUUACUAAAAUCCCAGAAAAUUUUCGUACCAUUUGGCGACAAUUUAUACCAGUACUAUUCUAUUUCCGAGAAGACAGCCACUCCCAAGACGGCUAAACUGCAAAACAGUCCGUAUUUUUACGUAUUCAAGUACGCGCAAGCAAUCAAACAGAAGGUCUGGAACGAGGCUGAAAACGGAGCAUACGACUCUUACACCACGCUUCACCGAUUUCUUUGCUGAUUUUGAGAAAAAAACCGACUGUUUUUCAGUGUAAAGAUGCCGGAUUCAAGUAAUGAAUAAACUGCAAAACAGUCCGUAUUUUUGCGUAUUGAAGUAUGCGCGAGCAGUCAAACAAAAGGCUGAAGCGAGGCUAAAAAAAGAGAGCGAAACUGGAGAGAGACGCUGUCUUUUUUUUUUUGUUUUUUUUCGCUCGCCUCACACGCGCUACGGCGUGUGAGGCUUGCGCGCUUCGCGCGCAUACGACUCUUACGCCACGCUUCAUCGAUUUCUUUACUGAUUUUGAGAAAAAAACCGACUGUUUUGCAGUCCAAGUAAUGAAUGGUUACUAUUCCAAAUCGUUUAUGUCGUGACAGCUGUUUUAUUCUCAUCAUAAUCGCCACUGUUACAAGACUUCUUGCAACACAAAUGUAGCACUCUAGGUGAGAAAGAUUGAAGUUUUGGUCGUCGAUACUUGCGUCUAUCUUUGCUUUCGUGAUUCGUGCUUUUCGUGAUUUAGCCAGGACAACGCACCGUGAUUGGUUGAAAACGGGCAACCAUUAUUUCGGCGGCGAUUUCAUAGUAACAGCAGCUCCUGUUUCAGUUAUUAUGAGACCACUCCUAGUUUUGUUCCGACUUGCAAAUUUUGAUUAGAAACUCGCCGAGUUAACAUACAAAAGCAUCGAAAUAGCCUUAGAAUUGGAAAGGUUCUCAGUAUACCAAUCAUCGCAGAUGCCUUAAAUAGUUGUGUUGUACUUUUAGAACGCGAUCUGUUUUUACUGGCAAAUUCCUGAAGAGCAAAGUUUAAUUAACCUGCGUUAUGGAACCAACCGGUUCCACAGUUCAUAUUGGUAAAACUUACCACUACGGUUAAAGACUAUGAAUAAGUUAUAGUCUAAACUCACUCCGAAGUACUACUGCCAACAAUUUUGCUAUGUCGUUUCCAAAAAAACUACGAGCAGCAUGCUUGACUUGACAAAAUGUAUUCGGGUCUUUCUCUCUCCCUCUCUCGCUCCCUCCGAACUUCGUUGUUUUUCUAUGGUUGUCUGCUACAACGUCUUCAACUUCAACUAACUCAUCCAAAUUUUGGCCACCCAAAUAGCUGAACUGUGGACCUGCAAUUUAGACAUGUUUGGUAUAGCCGCCGAGCAAGAGAUCUUUUAUUGCACUUCCUCUUCACUAAAAAGGUGCGCGCUUCCACCAACGCAUUUCCGAGGGUGUUUUUGACUAGCAAUUAAAAAACUAAUGAAAUAAUAGAAAUUAAAAAUUGAAAGUUAGACUAGCCACUACCCAAACAAUUUGUUGUUUCCCCCCAAAACACCCGACCUAAGCACGGAACUACAUAAUUGACCCAUUUUCAGUGCUUUAUGAUAUAGCUUUGAAAAUGGUCAUAUGUCUUCAAGUCUUCUCCAAGUGUCCACUUCUAAACUACAUAUUUUCGAAAAGAAGUCGAUAUCACUUGACUUGAAAACAACAACCUAAUUAAAACUACCGGUAUGGGCUGGACCUUGGAGUCUUAAACCAACCUUUUAUUGAAAGAAACUCUUAACGCAAGACAAACCUAAACCCUUAAGCAGUUUUAAAAUACUUCGCAAACGUUCAAAAAACAAAAACCUUGAGAGGCCAUGAUAAACGGAUUUAACCUUAGGAAUAAACAGAUUGUACGCUAGAUUGAAACAAAAGUAACUAGCCCUUGAUUAAUUGUGCUCCUUCUAUCCAUAACACUUUUGAUCCCUAUUAGUUUAAACAUACGUCACGUACUUUUAGCAGUUUAGAUGGGGCUGCCAAAACCAUUAGUCUUAGUUUAUUUGAAACAGACCAACCCAAAUAAGUAAAUGUUCUUUACAUUAGUUAAGCAAGCAUGUAGAGGAGACUUAAAAAGACACAAUUUCACUUUAAUGCACCUAUAAAUAGAAACUUUGUUUAAAUAACGGCCCUCACACUUAAGCUUUUUCACCUGUAGGCCUGGUGAAGGACGUGUCAUCUGUCAGAGCUCAAAAAAACUACACGUGCUCAACUGCAUCACAGAAGUGGCGUCAAAAGCGUUUCUCCUUGUCGUAAAACUACUUUACAAUGGAUUCAUGGAGCUCUUGGCAAGUUUUCUCUCUUCUUUGCUUUAUUACCCUUAUCAGCACGACGGAUUGUCAUAUUUUCUCGCAUGUCCACGCUCGGAGCGUAAAUGGACCAGGAGCACAAUCUUUUGUUGACAGCUUGUUCGAAAAAUAUGGCAAAAACAAAUCAAUGGACUUGAAACAGUUUAAAGCUCUUUUGAAAGAACUUAAGGUUGGAUCCAUGCAAGCUGCAGAAUCAGGCCACGGACAUCAUGAAAGUCAUCAUGAAAGUGAGAGUGAAUCAUCACACGGACACCAUGACAAAGAAGAAAAGGGAUCGGAUAAGGUAAGCCGACCAAGAACAUUAACGAUUAGGUACAACUGGUUGGUCAGACCAGUUAAUGAGCCAUUCGCUAAACGCAUCCAUUAUUGAUCAGAAAUACCCAGUCAGAUCAGUACAUGCACAACAGUGGGUAAACACUAUUACAUCAUUAGUUUUCUACAAAUUUUUAUAUUUUUCCUAUUUUUCCUGUACAUGUAAAUUGAUUCUGAAACCCCUAUUGGGAGAAUUAAUAAACAUACUGUAUUGUACUGGGGGGUUGGGGGUGGGGGUGGUGGCAUUCAGCAUGAGCUCGAUCCCCCAAAAAGCCUGUUUGACUUUCAAAAUUACCUUUCCAUCCGGCCAGUUCUGGCUUUCGGUAAACGCUCUUAAACAUUUCGAACUUUUUCGACGCUAUUUUUUGCGCAAAAGAGUAAAGAAGAGAGUUUUUGAUGAUGGCUUGGUAGCCAGGCGAGACGUUAACUGCAAGGGAGACUCCAGUUUUUAGUGGCCUGCGAAUGCAGAUUUAUUUCCGGUUGACGCUUCCUCGUGCCAAAAAAAGUAACGUCUGCGUUAAGCGUCUAAGAAAGCCAAGGGUAAGCUUAUAGCUUUACCCUAAAAAUGAAGGGUUUUUAAGUUUACCGCUUUACGUAACACCAGACCAGGCCAAGAUAACGUUAUUAAGCUUAUACAUUUCACAAAUCGUAACCCCUAAAGCCGUAUGGGAUUGUUUGGGCGGUCUAGCUCAUUUUAUAAUUUUUCUUUAACCCUUUCCGUUCCGAGUCAAUUACAUAUAGAGAAAAUCUUAUAACUUUUGAGUCUGUGAAUCAAUGGAACGGUAUUAAAGUACUUUCAAUUGUAAAAAUCUUUUUUUACGCAUUGAUGAAAGCAAAAUUCAAGUAUUUCUCUCAAAGUUUUUACAUUGACUUGCCUAGUCCCUAGGCCUCAUCAUUAUGCGCGGCCGAUGCGUUUCGGGUCACGUGGUCCGAGAAAGUUUUUGAGGCCUAGACAAACUCGGAGAAGUGAGAAAUUUUGUCUGACUUGGGGCGGAGCGUUUGGAAGCGGGCGAGCUGUCAAUAACUUUUCCGCGCUGAUGAAAGAUGUCCAGCAGCCAUGGAGAGUACAGAGAAACGAACAUUUUUAUUCUAUGCACGUUUUCAUUGUUGAAAGUCGUUUGGCCUUUUUUUUCUAUUUAUCUCAUUAAACUAAUUUGAUUUUUAUUUCAUUUCAAAAACUAUUUGUAGGCUAAGCAAAACAGCGUCACAAAAAAAUUAUUUGAUCAAGAAUCGGAAGGUAAGCUUAAGAAAUAAGUUUAUAUUUAUUCUUGGAUAUGACAAGCUAUCUUUCGUUUCUCUAUUUUCGCUUGCUCCUAUAAAUUUCUCGUUUUCACUUCGAAAUACUUUAUGUAAUUUAAUUUUUGGAUUUGGAAGCUUAUCAAACGGGCUGUUGAAUUUGGUCUCUAAAUUUGGUAGAAUGUCAACAAACUACUGUUUCAAAUCAUUUUAUCAAUAAAGACUAUGAUUUUAGUGGUUCAUUUGAAGAUGGACUAAAAGAGAAAUUACUUACACGUUAUACAGUAGUAUUCUUUCCGAUUCGAAGUAAUAUUUUUGUUCUUUUAUAAUACGAACUAGGUUAGUUAUUUUUGUAAAAGGGUCAAUAGUGCCGAUCUUUAGCGAAGGAUACUCACGCGCAAAGUUAUUUAUAGAUUAUUUCAGUUGACCGUAUGAACGUUUCAAAAAUACUCACGCAUGCGCACUCCGAGAUUGUCUAGGCGUUUCCCGGCCGUUCGUCUCGGAUACGUCACCGAAAUACAUUGACCGAGAAGGCCUGAAAAGACGCCGGACAGGGACUAGGCAAACAUUUACCCAUAUUUGAAUCAAAGGGGAUAAGCUAAAAUCUCUAAAAGCUUCUAUGAAAGCUUGUGUUUAAUAUUUUUUUAAAGUUCGGCUAGUGUAAUCAUUUCGCUGUUUAGACUAUGCUUAAUGUUUAUCACUUAAAACAAACGAUAUCUUCUACGGUUUUGUAGAACGAGUUAAGGCGGUGUAGAUUACAGACCAGCUGAGAGUCCUAGUAGACUCAACUCAAUAUGUGUCUGGAUCCAUCAUACGUGGCAGUUUUUGACUAGGAAUACCUAUUUAUUUUAGUUUCGAGUCUUGGUUCUAAGAGAAUCUAUUUAUACAAAUCUGUACCUCCGCCUGAUAUAAAACAGUUACUUUGAAGAAGGAGAAGGAUUUUUCGAGCUGCAUGGCAGGCGCUUUACGAGCCAAGCGAGGUGAAUGGGGCCUUUCGCGCAAAGCGCGAGACGAGGAUCACCUGACAUUCUGUGUCGGCGUCUCGCGCUUCGCGCGAAAUAUCCCCCCGCCCGGCUUGACUCACUAAACGCCUGUCAACGCAGGUGCAUUUCUUUGAGGGUAUCAAUUAGGUGAUAGUGACAUUUGAUUUCUUUCCGCAACGGUUAACUGUGAAUGUGAAAAACAAAACCGUUUACAAUGCGACUACUGUAACCAGGGCCACUUCGACAAAGUUGACAACUCUGAUUACCGGAAAAUAACAAUAGAUUUCGAGAAAGUUGGUUGUGGGCCAAUCAGCAGCUCGUAAAAAGAUAAUAAGUUACUCGAAGCACAACGUUAAAGGUGGUUCCACUGAGUUUUUUAGGGAGUAUACUUCCCCACUUUGAGCAUUUACUACGUCGGCAUUACCAUAUCGAUAUGUACUAUAUAAAGAUGAAAAUUUGUUAUGAUCUAUGUUUUAUUGACAUCAUAGUUGCCAUGACAACGUAAUGACGCCAUUUCGUUUUUUACUUUCGUUUGCAUUUUUUGGCACCAGACGUUUUUUCAGAAAUCGCUUAAGGGAGCUUGUACCUCCCUUGGUUGCAUCAAUGAUGGCAAAGUUUGAACAAAUUCUGUGAGAGCGUUUUAGAAAUAUUUUGAAACAAAAAUCUAAGGGUCAUAAAAACAGUGGAGAAACAUGCUAUUGACAUAAUUGACUAAUAUCUAAAGAAAAUGAUGAGGUCUGGAAAUGCAGUUUCAUCUCACCGUGGUUUGAUUCUAUCUGAAAAUGCGCACCAAAAAACAGGGGGAUUGCUUCGGCCGAUUGCGAGAAGGAAGAAUUAGCCUACGUUCGGCUUCUUUCUUUACCAAUUUUGUAUCUAAUUUGGUUCACGCCUACAAAUUUCACGGUAAUUUAAAAAUCGCAUAAUAGUUUUUUUAAAAAACUUGACAAUCCCGAGAUUAAUCUUCAAUUUACAUGUACCUUGAGGGCCUCAAGGUUUCAAGGACAUUGAAAACAAGGAAGGCAAUGAGGCUUCAAAUGUCACAAAAUUUUUCCCUCCGGUUUUGUGUUUUCAAGUGAGCGUCCUCAUUAUUCACUGGCAUUAUUUUCAAGUUUCAUAUUCACGUGCACAACUUGAGCAAAAAAACUAUAUUGCAAUCAAAAGGACCCUUCAAUUACUUCCCGGUCGUAUUGAGGAGUCUUCGUACUAAUGAAAAUAAGGUGAAUGAUAACUUGUCUUGCAGAACGGAAACAUAAAUGCAAAAUCUAUUGUAUAGCGAUUUACUUCUGCGUUCCACAUGAUGAAAAAGUGACGCUACAGACACUGUCUUCACCAUUUCUGUUGCAUUAGCAUAUUUCGGAGAUUUCUUCCGAAAGAAAUCGAGGGUCAGUCCUUUUCAAUGCAAAUUAGUUUUUUGCUAAAGUUGUGCACCUGUGUAUGAGGGUGUCUGCAAAACCAGGAACAGGCUCGGAACACCCUGGGACAUCCCCGGAACACCCUCAGGACACUCCGGAAUACUCCGGAAGAACCCCCUAGCUGGCUGGACCUCCCCCGGAACACCCUUAAUAACAAAACCAGAAAAAACCUAAAAUAUCGUAAAUGAAUCAAUAAAUAUGUUUUAUCUGUAACUGGAAAACGGAGAUUGGUCAGAUUGACGAAUUCACGCUACUUAACGACUUCUGAAGAUUUUAAGAAAGUAGUCCGUUGCCUUUAUACGAAUACUUACUAGCCUUGUUGUCUGAAAUAUAGCUGAAAGAGCCGCUGCUGAAGACAAGAAAAAAAAAGACCAAAAAUAAAAUAUCUUCUAAAUAAUUAUCUUGCCGAUUUGAUGUCUACCGUGUUGGAGGACUAUCACUUACAAAAUUCAGCUAUUUUGAUUCUUGUCUUGUUUUCUUUUACUUUGAUAUAUUGUCCUUGAUUAAAAAGAAAAAUAUUCUCGGUUUUAGUGUACCAUUUUGACUUUCCAGCUGAUACUUUUUUUCUCUUUCGAGAGAGUAGUUUAUAAAUUGCAUGGAGAUUUCUUUGCUCUCUCGGUAUUUCCCGGAAGGGGGACAUGCACUCUCUUAUUUUGCCUUGACGGUUAUGUACCCUUGAGCAGCGCAUGGUUUUCAGGGUCUUGGACCGGAAUCCUUUACAAGAAUGUGAAGGUUGGAUAUAAGCUGUCUACGUCUGUGGUACCAUCAAUUUUUUACCAAAAAAUCCAACUCCACGAUGUUAAUUAGGUUGAGAAAUUACUUAGUUCUGUCAGCGAAACAAAACGAAUCAGGGUCCUAAAAUAAGGUCUCUUGUCUUAAGCAGGGUCUGGGUCUGAACGCCUCAGCGCCAAAACUUUACCCAAAAUUUCCUUGAGUGCACCCCUCGGGUACGGUCCGUUAUGCUUUUCUUGGUCUGGAGCGCAAUGUCCUGUAGUUCCUCCGUUGGAAUGAAUACUUUGGUUUAGCUUAACAGUCUAUGCACUGCGACUGUUCUGAAGGUUGUUGAGACAGCUUCCUCAGAUAGAGCACCCUCUCUGUCUUGUUCGGCCGUGAUAUAUGUCUGAGUGUCCUGGCCUUGAGUAUUGCUGACUAGCCACUAGUGAAGCUGUCACGUGGUUAAGAUCCAUAUUUAUCUCAUUUUGAAAAUCAAAAACUCCAUUUGAGAAAUCAAACGCGAUAAAUUUUGGAAAGAUUAGCUGGAAAAUCAAAAUAAAACACUAAAACAAAAAAUAUCUUUCUUUUUAAUCAAAGACAAAAUAUCAAAAUCAAUAUCAAUAUCAAAAGCAAGAAAACAAGACAAGAAUCAAAAUAAGUGAAUUUUAUAAGUGACACUCCUCGAACACGGUAGACAUCAAAUCGGGUAGAAGAUAUUUAGUGGAAAUAUUGUAAAUCCCUUAUGGGCCAUCCGCUUGGGUCUCAUUCAACUCUUUUCUUUCUUUUUUCUUGAGCUCACAAACACAAUACCUGCCUAAUAUAGAAAGAAAAUAUGACGUGAUCAAAUGAAAGACGACUGCGAGCAGUGCAGCUACUAUUGUGGUUGCUUUGAAAAAACUUAUGGGGAUUUGCGUUUGUGAAGAUGUUGAGUUAAAAACAACGCAAACUUCCCCUGUACCUCGUUUUAUUUUUAGUUUUGCCCUUUAAAAUCUUUUGUUAUAACAGAGACAACCCUGUAACAAGCUAUAAUAAGAAGACUAGCAAUUGAACAAAGAGGUUUUAGAAAUUAUCACAAAUACAGCCGGGAUAAUUUGUUCAUCUAAUUUUUGUUGCAGUGUUACUCUGCCGAAGUUCUGUUUGACUCCUUCUCCAUUGAGUCAAACAGAUUGAACCAAACUUCUUUUGAAAGGAUAUGCCCAGCCAUAGUACAACAAAUUGAAAGUAAAUCAUGUGAAAGUGGAAAAGAGGACAGCGGUGAUGAAAGUGAAAGUAAAGCCAAAGGUAAGUACUUACAUGUACCUUAAAUAACUCGCUAAGGUAUUUGAGCUCGUUAAUUACGAGAAAUAAUUAAAACUGCUGCAGCUUCUCACCAGAAAAAUGACAAUUAAACUACACCAACCACAGCAGAAUGCUAUGAUAUAGACAGCACUGCUUUUUAAAGCAGUGUCAUUCUGCUGUGAUUGGUGUAGUUUAAUUGUCACUGAACCCCAUAACCCGCCGGAGAAGACUGGCGGAGAGCAAUAAAGACAAUUUGAUCCACAACUCAGGUGAGGACACUGUAAAACUAUCCGGCAUUCUCUUUACUAUAAAUGUCAGAAAAAAGAGACCAAAAUUUCUUUUUUCCUACCUUUUUUCCUUGUUACCAUAGCCAAUGUAACUUGUGAGCAGACUCAAUGCAUCCCGCGCACUAUAAUCAAGUCAAUAAAAAACUGUAACUAUUAUCGGCAAUGUCAGUAUCCAUUUAUUAUUAUUACUGAAAUUAUUGUUAUUAUUAUUAUAUUUAUUUCUAGAUCAUUAUUAUGAUUAUAAUUUACAUUUUUAUCCUUAGUCUAACAUAAAUGUAAUGAGAAUCGGAGCUUAACGUUUUCAGUAAUUCACAUACCGGUAGGUCAUAUUCAGUCAUUUUAUAACUUACAAGUUCUGCUCAUCAAAACCACAGGAAUAAAGGAACAGUGUGAAGACAUUCAAAUGUUUAUACAAGCGUUCACUGGGUUAAACAUUAAUCAAGCUAAAACCUCAACUCUGUUUCUAACAAACCCUGAUUGCAUCCUUAAAUUGCUUUUGGUCACUGCUUUCUUUUGUUGAUUUUUUUUGUUGUUGUUUUCUCUGUUUUAGCUUGGGGAUUUGGUUUCUUGUCUGUGACCAUCAUCAGCUCUGCAUCUCUACUGGGAGCUUUUAUAGUGCCGUUUAUGAACAAAUCAUUUUACAAGAUUCUCCUGCUGUUUAUGGUGUCUCUUGCUGUUGGUGUGUUGAGUGGUAGUGGAAUCAUUCAUCUCAUCCCUCAUGUAAGUUCCAUGAAAUAAAUGAAAACAUUAUUUUUGCUGCCUUUUCUUUUUCAAAUCCCUUCGUAAAUCUCCUGUGGUUAUGGUGCGCUUUACCCAAUCAUUCAGGUAAACGUGGCUUUCAAACCUUUCAGAAGGUGAAAUGCAGUCCAUGUUUUUCCAGACUCUAUUUUCAAGAUAUUUUUUACAAUUUUUGGCAGACGUUUCUUGCGUCUCUCUCCACUGGAAGGGACUAUUGUUUCAUUGAACAACAAGCCUGAUCAAAAAAAAGAAAAAAAAUAGGGGUACCUGCUGGGUCCAUUUAUGGCACAUCGAGGCUGGUUGUGUUUUUGUGGGGAUGGAGGGGGAUAGGGGGAAAUACAAGGCCAUUCCCAGGUUUCAGAUCUCCAAAGGCGCCUGUCUCCACGCUGUAAUCCACAAACUGAGAAACUGACAUCUGAAAUCAUUAAAGCUGAAAAUCCUAUUCAACCACAUUCUAGGUAACAUCACUUUCUCUCUUUAUUCUUCCUCUUCAGUUUCCUCACUACGUGACGGGAACAGUAUCCUCAUGAACAAUUAAUUUCCGGUACUUUGUUUAAAGGACAAAUUGAAUAAUUGGACUUCUUCUGGCAAUUUAAAGGGACUAUGUCAGCUGGAGAGCAUGCGCGUUGAGGUUAUGCAAAUUACCUUUAACUGUCAAAUUCUAUUGUUUUUAAUGCGUGACUUCCCUUCACGUCCAAAGCUACGAAAUGUUUAAUGAGACGUUUACGAGUUUGGAUAACUGAUCUUUUGAUAGAAUUUACGGAACGUUUCCUUUCUGGUUAUGCUAUACUCAAAUUCUUCGUCUAGAAUAAAAGUGGUAAGACAAUUUUACUUGUAGUUUUGAGGUAAAAACGCGUGCCAUUCAUAAAAAUAUAGCGCAAACAAAAAUUCACCAACAUAAUUGUAGUAGUCAACAAAAUAAAUCAGUCUUAUUUAAGAAACGACCUACAAAACUUUAGACCAUCGGUAAAGACCAGGACUGUUUCAAUUUACUAACAACUUGUCUCUCGCUACUGAUCUUUGUAAUUUAGAUCGCACGCUGACAGGACAAGAGACGCCGUUUAUUGAUGCCUCCGUGUUGAAGCGAAACACACACUGAUUGCGCAAAUUUGUUCGAUCGUGCCGAAUCACUGCGACGUCGAGAAAAACAGAACCAAGUAUCAUUGGUAUUCUGCUCCAUUGUUAGCAGUCCGGGAAUAACAAGGGAAAAUAAACUCUGCUAUUUUCCAAAAUAUGCUCAAACACAAACAGUUCAUAAACAUGACCACCACAGAAUGUAACUCGUACUGGUCCGUUGCUAUCUAAGUCCGUUGAGAACAAGCUAGACGAGUAAACGGUCGUUUUUUAUCGUUGUCGUGAAUGAAGAUAAACACAAGAAGGAAUCUAGCCGAAUUGUAUAACAUUUCCUUCGUCAGAAAAUUAGUUUCGUCUCAAAACUCAUGGCCACGCUGUGGUACCAGGGGCACCCAUCGACUGUUUUCUGUAAAAUAUCUGUUCGGGGAAGGGAAAAUUGCCUAGAAUUUUCUAUAGCUUGAGGAAGGCUAAAAAUUUCUAGAUGACUUUUCCAUUCGUGUACAAUUUUCGAACCUUAUCUUAUAAAUUCCCUACGAUUUUCUUAAGUUUAAUUUUUCGCAUUUCACUCCCCAGGUUAAGCUAUUUUUCGUAGAUAAAGGAAUCCUAAAAUUUUCGGAUUUGAAAAUGUGAUGGAGAGAGGAAUGAGAACAAUUCUUACUUUCGUAAAACGUUAAAUUGCAUCUAAAAUUUUCGGGAAAAUAGUACUGAAGCCCUAGCAAUUUCGAAAAGACUCAAGUUGCCCUAGGAUGACCGAACAGAUACAAAUCUUAUAGCGCUGCUUAAAAUGCAUUUCUAGAGAUCUAAAAGCUCUCUGGAUACCCUAAAAAGUGUUUUCAAUGCGUUUAGGAAGAAACCGUCGUUGGGUGCCCCUGUAGUACUCGAUAGCCGCUUCAUGUCAACAUACUUUGAACACACACACGCAAAAAAUAAUUCAAGAGUCAGCAGCCUCUAAAAUGACUCAACAGAAAGUUUCUGUGAACUAUAAGGAAGAUUCCAUUUAAGAUUCCAUCACUCAUCGUGGAGUAGCCGUCGUUAAUUCUCUGCUAAUUCAACGGCCUCUGGUAAGACGAUCAUAAGAGGACAUUGUAAAUCCACGUAAAAAAAAUCGAAGGACGAACAGUUUCAAAAUAAUGCAAAAAUAUUCUUCUGUAAUCACCAUAGAACGAUUCUUAGUUCAGAACUUCGCGAACUAUUGAACGAUGGCUGAGAUUUCAGCAGCUAAAAACAGCCUUCCGAAAUCUCCGACAGAACUUAAACAUAACAUAACAUAUAACAUAAAACUUUAUUUAAACUGGAAUUUUAGAGUAGCUAACAAGCUAAUAUCUUCGAGCUGACACUACAUAAAAACUAUAUAGAAAAUAUAUAUAUACAUUAAAUGCAAGGAAAGAAAAUAUCAUUUACAAUUCACAAUUUCAAGUUUAAGUAUGUCAGGCAAAAAGAAUCUACAUGAAGGUAACAUCCUGUAUUUUAGUCUUAAAGUCUGCAAAAAAACUGGUACGAAAGAAGUCCGGCAGUGCAUUCCACUGCUUAGCUGAAAAGUAAGAAAAGGAGUUAAGACCAUAGGUAGUUGUUUUAGGUUUAUUUAGUGAAAGAAUGUAGUUGCCACGAAGAUCAUAGGAAGAGGACCGGAGUGAAAACAUAUUCUUCAUAUAAGUAGGAAAAUGAGUGAAAAACAAACUCUUAUAUAACAGAAUGAGGAAAUUUUGAAUGCGUUUGUUAAACAAAGAAGUAGAGCUGACUUUUGAGAGAAGAGUGUUGUAUGGAGACGAGUAAUCUUCAAGUAUAAAUCUAAGUAUUCUUUUAUUUAAAGCUUCGAGCUUAUCCGCAUCGCGCGCUCCACUAAAGACGGGCCGUCUUUUUCAAGUUUGUUUUCACUGGCUAGCGCAUGAGCCACGGGUGACAUAGCCCCUUUGCAGACGUUUUGAAAUACCUUGUUACAUGUAAUUUUCGCGACAUGUUUAGCUCGCGAUUUUCAUGUGCGCAUAUUUCGCGAUUUUGCGAAAAUUUCGUAUUUUGAAUCACUUUAAUUUCUCGUUUUUGAGUACAACAAUUAACAUUUCAUAAGCAGUUUCGUUUAAUACGUCUUUGAAGUAAAUAAAAUGACUUUAUCAAAGGUACAAUAACGUCAAAAUUAAGAGAAACGCAACAAAAGGAAUAAAUGCAGCAGUCGCAAUGUCCACAAAACGUUUCAUGCUUGUACGUGAAUUAUUGUUCUUGAGUCAAUUGACCACAACACCCAUUUACACUGACAAUUCCUCAGAAAAGUAAAAAAUGUGAUUUUGUAAACGUUUCAGUGGUAAAAAACUCUAUGGACAUAAUGGACAUAAUGUGAGUCACUUGAUUUUUUCGUCAUGUUAUGUUCGCGACACUUAUUGUUCGCGUCACUUAAAUUUCGCGAUUUUUUUUUUGUAUGGCGAGAUUCGCGAAAUUAACGUGUCGCGAAAAUUUCAUUUAAUAAGGUACCCGUGAAAAACCUUCAAAAGAAUUUGCAGCCUUAUACAUAAAAAUUGUGACUAAAUAUUAGCAGAUGCAGAUCGUGAAACAUACGCACGUUUAACGUGCACGAGCUAUUUUGAAUGCUUCAGUGUAACUGUACCAAGAAUCUACCUUUUUUGUGCGAAAUUGGGUAUGCUGUACAUGAAUGAAAACUCGAAACGCUCAGCUGAGUCGGUGCUCAUGCUAUAUGUUCCCUCUUCUCUAUCUUUCCUUCAGACAUCUGGUGCAAAUUAAACAAAUUGUUCAAGUGCAAUGAAUAUCAACUCACAAAACGCUGCUUCGAAGGGAAAGUCGAAGGUUUCCUCGGAGUUACUUUAGACAACGUUGCUCAUCGAAGACCGAAUAGUUAAGAAAUAUCACGAUUUUUAUCCUUGUGGUAGAUGGUUGCAUCUUCAUGAUUCACGAGGUUUUCACAUGCGAUUACACUCAAUGCAACAGUCUCUAACUUUGACUACUUAAAUUUUCAUGUUUUAAAAGCUAUUGCUUCUUUUAAAAUAGACAAGAUCCUAUACUUAAGGUAUUGGUUACAACACUAAACAGGUCCUCAUCCGUUCAAGUUACAAUUAUUACUGUGAACAGCCAAUCUACAUGAGAUGUAGGGCGCGAUCCAUUCAACCAACAUUCAGACCGGUCCGACCGGGAAAAGUGGUCCACCUCAAAAUGUGAACCAGUUUUUUCGAAACUUUUCCGGUGGGACCGAACCGAUCUAUGGAGUUUUGGACCGAAAUUUCCGGAAAUUUUGGUUGAAUGGAUCGCGCCCGUACGGUCACACAGCUGGCACGUUGAAACGUUGGACUUUGCCCCUUUUCGUGGUUGGUACGUAAGGGAGUUCGAGUUAUUACACAAUAAUCUAGUAAGCAGGGUUAUAAAAAUAGCUCAUACACACAAUUUGCGCGUGAAGAUGUUGGACUUUGGCCUCUUUUACAAUUAGUACGUGAAAGAACGCAGAUUGUUUACAAGAUUAACUUGCUCAAGCGAUUUUACGAAAUCACCCCCUUUUCGAACAUCUGCAAUAAAAUUAUGCAUCAUUUCAUGUUAAGAUUGCUGCCCUAACAUCAUUAUUUACUUCCAAGAAAAUUAUCAAACUGUCGAAAUGCUGAUUUCUACUCCUGUCAUGUUAUUCCACUCAAUGAGUAAAAUUCUCAUUAUUUUGUCAACUGGCUACUUCCAAGUUUGUUCGCUAACGCUAUUGUUUCAACAAUAGUUACGCAUCUUUACGAAGUCCGACUACUACUAGUAGUUAACAGUAUAGCUGCCCCCUCUCUGUAUAUGGUCGGUCAAUAGUAUUCUUUGUCGUUGCGUAGGAACAACAAUGUAAAUACAUCUACCUGAAAAAAAAAAUGUUAUUUCCUACACUACACAUAGCAGAAGAGCUAUUCCCUUAUUUUUCAAAAUUACCUAUUUCCAUGAAUACCAAAAACCAAUCUUGGCAUCUGCAUAAUGAGAUACAUAAGAGUGAUUGUUAUAUAGCUGGAAAUUUCUUCCCAACAGCGCGCGCUCUCAUUGGUUACUUUGUUACAUGACACUAACAAUGAAACUGUUUCCCGCCAAAAUCUCCUAGCGGUCAACAUUGCAAAAUCUAUGACGUCAGAGGGUAACAGUCCAUUGUUCCGGCGAAUGUUGACCGUCGACUGCCGUUAUAGCGAGAUUAAAUGGAUUUCCAGCUUCAAAAUUUCCAACUACAUGACUGUAUAUAACAAUCUCAAAGCUGAGUUUCUCGGGAAAAAGACCAGUCAUUAAGUGUUUAAUGUUAAUAGGAUUUGAUCGAGUUAUUGUUGAAGUUAUUUUUUCUUCCUCUGACUCCUUCUGUUAGGCAUUUGGUUUUCAUGCUCAUGAUGGAGAACUGGGAUAUUUGUGGAAAUGCCUUGUGAUCAUCGGUGGAAUAUACUCCUUCUUUUUCUUGGAAUACGUCAUGAGAAUGAUUGUCAGGUUUAAAGAGCAGUCCACAUGUGAUAAUCAUGAUAAAAACGAAAUGGUAAGUGAUCUUAUGAGCAAUUUGUCACUUGCACAAAUUUGUUGAACCUCUACUUUUCGUAGGUAUUAAAGACGAUAGUAGAUUGUAAGCUGGACCUCAUUCUCUCUUGUUGUAAGACAUUGCAGUAAGAUUUUCAACACCACUUGAAGAUAUUCUGAUAGCUAUGAAUCAAUAAUACUAUCUAAUUAAUAUACAUGUAUAACAAUUAUUAUUGAAGAUAUUCUGAUAGCUAUGAAUCAAUAAUACUAUCUAAUUAAUAUACAUGUAUAACAAUUAUUAUUGAAGAUAUUCUGAUAGCUAUGAAUCAAUAAUACUAUCUAAUUAAUAUACAUGUAUAACAAUUAUUCACCGAAGUGGAGGUGCCUAUUGGUGGAUAUUCAGUGAUAUUUACCGAUCCGAGAAAUAAAUAUCCACCACUAACCACAGGGUAAUUGUUUUAGCGAAAACAGUGAGAUAAUUGAGCACAAAAAUGAUGAUUUUUGACCCAUUUACUGCUACCAACGAUCAAAAUUUUAGCGCAGAAUUGAUCAAACGGUCGACGCGUUUUCUUCCCGACAAAUAAAACGUUUGAAUUUGUUUAGCUCUUGCGGGGAAAUUUCUUCUGUUUGUAUUUAAAACCAUUCUUUAAAAAAAUAACUAUUAGAUUUAGUUUUCAGCUUAUUUAUGAAAAUGUCUGCUUGAGAAAUAAAGUAAGGCAAGACUUAAUUUGCAUUUGUAGACAAAACACUCUUUCAAACAGACAAAUCCUUACCUGUUAAAACUUCCAAACAGAAUUUCGUCACCUUUCUUCGUGUUUUGGAAACAGCUUUUUUGAUUAUUCGUGAAAAAUCGUUAAGGUUGUUACGGCAGCAAACUCGGGAAGCCAUUUUGCUCGUACAUGAACUUACGCGAUUUUGACGCCGUUCGCUCGGAGGAUCAGGAGGUGAAUAGCACUGGAUAUCCCGAGUUUAAGCAGACAAUCAGAGCGCGCGAAAAACACUACUCACUGUUUAAGUAUAGUAUACUAAAUAAAUUUGGCGCGCCUAACUGUGAAGCUUCCGGAGAAAAAUAACAAACACAGUUUACUUGCUCCGCUUUAAUUUGUGGACAUGCAGACCAGACCUGAAAACGCUUUUUGAAAGUUUUCGCCAAGAACCGAUUACUUCUGUACAUACUAUUCGGAAAUUAAAUAAACUCGUCGUUUGGUAGGACUUAUUAAAAAUGCAAUACUAUUUAGGACGGGACCCUCUAGCAGGCCCGUUCUUCCUAAUGGUAAGACACUCCAAAAUAACACAUAAAAGAGAUGCUUAGGAAACUGUUAAAAAAGAGGCCAUUUUCUUUCUUGCUGCUGCAUCGACCUGGCAGUGCACCAAUACUAACCUGUCAAUUGUUGUUACUUAUUGAGAUACUGUAAACUGCUGUUUAUAACCUCCCUCACGUAUAGAGCGUUUUCACAUGACGUCAUGGCGGCCAUUUUGGUGUUCCAAAACAAUGAAACGGCGGCUAUGUUGGUGUACUAAAGAAAACAUCUGGGAGUUGAAAUCUUUUCUCAUGUAAAAGCUUUCUUUUUUCCAAUAAAUUUGCAUAGACGCUGGCCACUCGAGUGAAAACGCUCUAGAAGGCCCCCACCCCCCCCCAAAAAAAAAAAUAUAGGCCCAUCAUAUGUAUUGACAUGAAUUCGAUUUAAUAUUGCGUUUUGAAGCUCAAAAACGAAUAAAUGUAAGACGUAUUUUGAUAAACACUGCCAUAGCUUGUUUCGAAGCGCUUUUAUAUUCCGGUUAUAAGCCCUCCUAUUAAACCCCUUACGAAGAUCAAUAAACCCAGGGUUAUAAGUUCCAAGGCUCCCAGUUUAUAUGCGGCAGUUAACGGUAAUUUGUAUUCCUUUUUUUUCAAAUAAGGACAAGUCCACGGGUGACAUACCCGCAGCAGGUAUCGCUGAUGUUCAGCUUCAACUGUAUAAAAAGAACCGUGAUCACCAUAGUGCCCUUCAUAAUCAUGGCGCUUCCUUGCCAGAUGUGAAGAUCUGUGGAAAUGGGUCAACGCCAAAUGGCUUUCCAAAUGAGGUAUGCCUAGACAAACAAACAACUAACAUACUUUUCAUAUAAUGAUUAUUUUUAACAACCAUCAAUUCAUUAAUAUGUGGACAAUCGCUAUUGUAGUUUUUUACUCAGCCUUUCGCGUUGCGUGACAACAACAAUUAACAUCAAGCUUUAUUUUGCAGGACCAUACAAGAACAUACAGUAUUGCAAAAGCUAUUUAUAAUUAUGUCUUAAGAAUGAGAACUAAAAUUUCAUCACUGGCCAAUUAAACUAAUUUGUUAAUAAUUCGUCGCGAAAGUCAAAGCAAGCAGAAAUAUUUUUCAUGAAUUAUAAAUUAAUAUAGUAAUUAGAUGCGUUCAUCAGUUCAUUGAUCAAAACGUUCACAGGUAACUGGGUAAUAUUUGGAAUCAGAAUCUUAACUUUAUUGUAAAAAUUAUUCCUAAUCAAAGAGCAUUUUGAACAAUUGAAAAGAAAGUGAAUUUCGUCUUCUAUUUGAUUGGAUCCACAAAAAAGGCAAUUCCUAUUAUCUCUAGUAGUUUGAUUGUAUCCACCAAGUUCUAUCAUUAGCAUGUGGUUACUUAUUCGUAGUUUUACCAAUUUCUCUCUCAGCUGUUCCUCUCGUUAAGUCUAGGUAAUUAGAAGUGGUAUGAUCGCUUUUAAAAGAUCUAAAAAAUUCUAGUUUUUGAGAGUGGUGAAGGGUGUUUUGCGUGAAGACACUGAGGAACGGCUCUGUAGAAGACAAAACAAUAGGCAACGUACUACCUCGUACUACCGAAACAGGUAGACCACGAAUUCAAAAAUACGCGUUACAGUUGAUUUUGGUGCCAGACGUUAACCACUUAGGUCAUGUGGAUUUGUUUGUCAGACCAAAAAGGUGAACUCACACGUGGUCACAUUCUUUUCUUAUUGCUGACUUUGUUGUUUGCUCAUCAGAGUGGUCAGAGUUUAUAUAGCGGUAGAGGGCUGCAACCGAAAGAACUUUCAUCCGCAAGCGAAAAUUUCUCCAUUUUGGUUGACUUAGAACUUAGCCUAUCUUUAGCCUCCCAAGUGCUCAGGAAAGUGACCACGUGAGUUCACAUUUUUGGUUUGAAAAACAAAGCCACGUGACCCAACUCGUUAACGUUUGGCGACAAAAUCAGCUGUCAGGCAUAUCUCUGAAUUCCCGGUGUAUUUGUUUCGGUAGUAUCAACUCCAAAUUACAUUGUUUGCAAAUCAAACAGUCAAGUGCACGAAUUUUUGCAUAUUUGGAAGUACUAAGUCUUAUUUGAGUACUGGUGAUGUACCAGGAAAUCGUUUCCAUCUUACGAAAAGAAUACAUAAGAAUCUAAAUUUAUUUUUUUAAAAUUACAUUGGGUGCAAAUUAUCAAGAUAUAGAGAUUCGAAAAUUUGGGAAAAAAGUGGAAGUUGAAAAUACGACUGCAUUACCAGGAAAGGGAAAUUACUCUUUGUUCGCAAAUUGUUGGGAGAUUGAGGAAUAAAUGAUUUUAUGAUGGUAAAUUAAAUUGUAAUAAUUGUAAUGUUUUUUAAACAAAACACAGGCGUCUUCGCAAAAUAGCAAAAAAUCACACGAGAAGAAGAAAAUUGCUCCUGUUGCAUGGAUGAUCAUUAUUGGUGACGCUCUUCACAACUUUAUCGAUGGGUUGGCAAUUGGUGCUUCAUUUUCCAGUUCAAGAUAUAUCGGUGUCAGUACUUCACUUGCGAUAUUCUGUGAAGAGCUUCCACAUGAACUUGGUAAGUACUAACUUUGAAAGGCUAUGUUCAUACUAUAACGGAUAGAUUUUGCGCCGGCAAGAAAACCAUACGGGAUAGGGCUUCUGUUCACAAAUAAAAGCAGUGAAUUGGGCGCGAUUUCUGUAACGGAGCGAAGCUGCGCCGCGCCGAUCUCGUGAGAAAAGUGGAGAGUCACAUAGCGGAUAGGUGUCCACACUUAAAACUGGAUAGCUUUCUGUGUCGGCACGAAAAGUUAUCUGGUACUGAGUGUGAAUAGUGGAAUUUAGAAAAGUUAUCAAAAGAACUGCGAGCAACAAAGUGUUAAGGUAUAUUAUACUACUACAGGAGAAAUUUCUGCAAUUUGAUUGGCUUAGAGCAGUGGUAUUUCAGCUUAAUUUGAAAUACCUACAUGUGAAAAUUACAAACCUUUUGCGGGUAGUAGUAUAAACAAAUAAUAGCAGGAUUUGUACGUGAUAUUUGGCAUAAAUACCACUCGUGAUAUUUCAAAAUUGUCUCAAAUUUCAAUCGCCUAACGGCUCGUGAAAUUACGUAUAACAAUUUUGAAAUAUCACUCGUGGUAUUUAUGCCAAAUAUCACUACAAAUCAUGCUAUUACCUAUACUAAUUACACUUUCACUGCUUAUUACAAAACAACUGAAAUUUUUGUCCUGAUAUAGAUAGGGGCGAGCUGCAUUCGGAAAUUUUUUUUUGAUUUUACAAAACGUUUUUGAAAUGCUCCCCAGGUGACUUUGCAGUUCUUCUGAAUGCUGGUUUGUCAUAUAAAGCCGCAUUGGCCUUCAACUUUUUGUCGGCAUGCACUUGUUAUUUGGGGCUUGUCAUUGGAUUGUUGCUAGGUUACACAACGUCCGCUGUCACGUGGAUCUAUGCUCUUGCUGGUGGAUUGUUUGUCUACAUUGCUCUUGUUGAUAUGGUAAGUUGCACCUUAAAACCUAAAGGCCUUCGCAGAAAAUACCAUAAUAUUCAUUAAUGGGAAAGAAAGAAUAGAAUUUGUGUGGAAGAUGAGUUUACGUUUAAAAGCUCGGUAAAGGAUAAGGGUCACCUUUUAUAGAUAUAAUAUACACUUAAUGUCAGAUCCCAAGGGAAACAGUUAGUUUUGUUCGUCUCGGGAAACAUCAGGACUCGAGGGAAAACAAAACUAACUGCUUCCCGAGGAAUAAUUGAUGAGAGAUUCUGCAUAAAACCAAGCAUAAAAUCGAGCCAGGAAGAAUACCGUCUAGUUUUCGUCAUUAAGUAUGCUUUUUCCUUCAUGCUAUUAGGAUUCAAUUUAAUUAUAUCUUGCCUCAUUACUUGAAAAAAUUCCUUUAACUAAGAGGUACCUUAAAUUGCCUAUACAAAUUCUAUUUGUGAUAAAAGUUAUCUUGCAUGAAACUGGAAAAAACCUGUGAAUAUAGGUUUUCAAGAAUAGUUCCAUCUAAUGGGCACAGCCUCUCUCCCACGUCGGUAAUGGUCGUAAAUAAAAUCUGGGCAUGAAGGAGUAAAAUCAAAGCUCCUGACCAGAUUCUGGACAGGUUUAUCCCAUCAGCAUAGAAUUUUUGAGGACAAAAUGCAAACGCUUCUCUCACAAAACAUCCCUGUCAGCGACGAGCAAUGACAGACAGCUGUUUAGCACGCUACGUUAUCACUGCUUUGGGAUCAUUAUCAUAAAUUAUCAAACUUUAUCCGCUUCUAACAUUUAUUUCCUGUUUGUUUUAAUGCAGUUACCGGAAGCUUGUGAAAUGUCAGCUAAAAUCGGAGAACGUUCCAUUCGCCGAAACAUCAAGGCCUUUGCUCUUCAGAAUUUUGGCAUACUGCUUGGCUUUGCUAUUAUGCUUAUUUUAGCUCUCUACGGAGAGACAAUUUCAGUUAAGUAGAGCAUUCUCAAAGAUCAGUAACAAUUUUAAAAUUCAAAUUGCAAUUGUUGUGUUAUAGCGUUGACGUUUCACGUUUUUAAGCCCGUUUUAUAACUUUAAAUUUAUGCUGAAAAGAUUGCACAGGAAAGCACAUGCGUUUGGGUAUAGGUGAGUCGCUGAGAGUUUCAAUGACCCUGUUAAGGACCAAAAAAUUCCUAAGAUACAUAGUCUGUUUAGGACAAAGGACAAAAUGCACGCCGUGUUGUUUUACAGCCAGUUGUUGACAAUUGCCAUAGAGCAAAUCCACGUUUUUGUAUACUUGGAAUACAAACAAAUUUCAUUAAGCAAAUUAAAUCAAUCGUGCAGGCAAUACCCUGUUUAUAAUUAGGAAAGACUCGCACGAAAUUGAAUAUCCUUUUUAGGACAGAAUGGCGCGAAAUUGUACACCCUGUUUAGGACAGAGAGGACAAAAAACAUACCCUAUAUGGCCUCAUAGGCCAUACAAAGGAGUACACCCCAUAGGCCUUUUCUGCUCACCUCGUGAUUACGGCCAGUUUUUCUCUGCCCGGCAAAUUCUUUAUAAAAAAAACGUUAGGAGCGGUCACCCGUUAAUACGGCCAAAAACCACAUUUUAAAAUCCCAGACAGUAGAAUCCCUUAUAAUUUCACCCCGUUAAUGCGGCCACUCGAUCGAAAUUAAGAAAAAUGAAAAUGCCUGUGACAUGUCAAUUUUAUUGAUCUAGUAUCCUAGUCUAAGCUUAUUCUUGUCCUGUUUUUAGACUACAGUACACUUAAAAUGCACUUCUGGCGAUUUAUAAUGAGUUUGUUUCAUGUACUGGAGGAAAAUUUUAAGAAGUUUUUUCAAUUACUGUACGCGAUAUCUACAUUCCUGUAGUUUAUUAAUGAGAACAGUACGGUGAAUGCGAUGUACGGUGUAUUCCUGGUGUGUUUGUCAUUACGGCCCUCGAGUCAUGAAAUUUGAGCCUACCCCGGUAAUGCAGUCGCCCCGUUAAUACGGCCAAUGUUUUUGGGCCCAUUGGUGAUCGUAUCAACGGGGUUCCACUGUAUUGAAAAGUAAAAUAGUUUAAAGUAAACUGUUUAAUAAUCGGUCCCUAUUUUAAUAGGAAAUUAACAAUUUGUUUAAACUAUUGUUCUUAUUGUCUUUUUCUGUGAUUUUUUUUGUCGUAAAAGAGGUAAUUUGUAGAUUAAUUUACUUUAUUUAUUUUUCUUUUCUUUCUAUCAUUUUUUUAACAAAACUAUAUCUACACUAUAAUGCGCAUGGUAACCUAGUAUUAUCCUAACCCUUCUGUCAAUAUUUUUAUAAUUUUGAAUAAAAUUUGACUUGACUUAAUGACUUGGGCUAAAGAGGAUCAGUCUGAAUAUGAUUGAUUAACAAUACCUCCUGCCGGGAUACCUAGAACAAGGUAAAAUUGACCC
Porites lobata is the source of this 24656-nucleotide messenger RNA. The record is from the annotation of a GenBank genome assembly. Lineage: Eukaryota; Metazoa; Cnidaria; Anthozoa; Scleractinia; Poritidae.